AUGGCCUCUGUCGACGAACACGGUUCCACGUUCGACGCUUCCUACGCCCGUUCCAUCGCUGCUGCUCACAUGGGCUCGCCCUUCGACCCGCAACAACACCCGCAGCUCUCGCUCCCGCUCGACGACCUCGCACCGCACCACGGCUCCUCGCGCUCUCUCGCAAUGGGCCCAGCUCACGGAUCGACGUUCUCCACCCCGUUCACACUCCCGCCAGACCACAGCCCCGCCCUCCUCGGCGCCGUCGAGAGCAGCCGAUGGACCGCAACCCAGCUGCCCUCGUUCGCACCCGCCGCCUUCUCCCUCCCGCUCUCGCCCACCUCGCCGACCUACCCCCCGCACCACCCGCUCCUCUCAGCCAGCACCUCGCCCGUCAUCGCACAGCAACUCGCAGCGUCCCCGACCGUCACCGUCGGAGAGGUCCUCGGCGCGUUUCCCUCCGUCGCCGACGAUGCAACUCCGCUCCCUGCCGGCACGCUCGCCGCUCGCAGGGGCUUCGGUGGCGGAUUCGAGGCAGAUAACGUCGUCGAGGGACCCAUCGGCCUCACUCCGCGCGUCAAGCCGUUCAUCGCCAAGCUGAACCACCUUCUCGGCAACCCGGAGAGCUACCAGGACUGCAUCGUGUGGGACUCGACGGGCGAGGCCUUCAUCGUCAACGCCAACAAGCGCUUCUGCGACGAGGUCCUCCCGCGCCUCUUUGGGCACCGCAACCUCGCCAGCUUCACGCGCCAACUCAACGUCUACGGUUUCCGCCGCCUGUCCAACUCGGAGCUCAUGUCGCGCAUGGACGUCAAGUCCCAAGAAGGCUACAGCGGGUGGUCGCACGCCCUCUUCACGCGGGACGACAAGUCGUCCUUGCACCUGCUCAACCCUCGUCCCUCUCGCGCGCGGAUGCUCAAGAAGGCGGAGAAGCACGAGCGCCUCGAGCACGAGCAGCACGAGAAGGAGCGCAAGGCGAAGCAGGUGGCGGCGGCGGCGGCGAGCGCUGCAGCGCGCGCGAUCGGCUCGUCGUCGUUCCCGACCCUGACCGCUCCACCGCCCGGCUACGCACUCGUCAACGACUACUCGGCGCGCCGCGAAUCGGGUUCGUCGACCGAUUCGGCGUCCAGCCUCGACUCGCCUACCACGCCUGAAGCGAGCCAUUUGGGCUUCCUCUGGCAGGGCCAGCCGUAUCCGAUGCCGCCCAUCAAGUCUGGCAUGGACGGCUGGUGA
Rhodotorula toruloides NP11 is the source of this 1209-nucleotide messenger RNA. Its product is annotated as heat shock transcription factor. The record is from RefSeq and is a predicted model, not a curated record. NCBI's taxonomy places the organism in Eukaryota, Fungi, Basidiomycota, Microbotryomycetes, Sporidiobolales, Sporidiobolaceae. Gene Ontology annotation, molecular function: sequence-specific DNA binding; DNA-binding transcription factor activity. The transcript has 4 exons. Gene Ontology annotation, biological process: regulation of DNA-templated transcription. Bases 1 to 1209 code for a protein of 402 amino acids.